Molecule: messenger RNA, 2088 nt
Organism: Parnassius apollo (apollo)
Lineage: Eukaryota; Metazoa; Arthropoda; Insecta; Lepidoptera; Papilionidae
Source: the annotation of a GenBank genome assembly
AUGGACCGAAGAAAACGUAGUCAUAGUCUUUUGGAAAAGGCUCUUAAAGAAUCGGGAAUCUCUUUUAAAACCAAGGACGAUUUACAGUCGGCCAGUAAAAAGUCUAAAGAAACUGACCCAGAGAAGCAGAAAGCACCUGGACGUAAAAGUCGGACUAUCACUGAGGAAAAGAAACAGACGAAUAAAAAAAAAUAUUGCAGACAACUAAAAUUUGAAGAGUCUAAUGAAACGCGUAAGUGCUCUUCAACUGCGCCUGUAAUAUCACGACGUAUUACUGAAGAUGAAGAGAACUAUGACCCUGAGGAAGUUUUCGCAGCUCUUACAGAUACCAUGCAGCAUAUCCACAGUACGGACUUACUUUCGAAUGACGAUGCAGCAUCAGGAGUUUCUCACAGUAUGGACAUAUCUGCGAUUAAUGAUACCGUUCGAGAUAAUUGGCAGGUUUAUCUCGAUCCUUCGCAGACUGGAACAACAAGUCCUCGCAGUAUGGACUUACCUUUGAAUGAUGAUUCAGCUCCAGGAGUCCCUCACAAUAUGGACUUACCUUCGAUUGACGAUUCAGCUCCAGGAGUCCCUCGCAGUGUGGACUUACCUUCGUAUGAUGAUCCUGCUCCAGAAGUCCCUCGCAAUAUGGACUUACCUUCGAUUGACGAUCCAGCUCCAGGAGUCUCUCGCAGUGUGGACUUACCUUCGAAUGAUGAUCCUGUUCCAGAAGUCCCUCGCAAUAUGGACUUACCUUCGAUUGACGAUCCAGCUCCAGGAGUCUCUCGCAGUGUGGACUUACCUUCGAACGAUGAUCCUGCUCCAGAAGUCCCUCGCAAUAUGGACUUACCUUCGAUUGACGAUCCAGCUCCAGGAGUCUCUCGCAGUGUGGACUUACCUUCGAAUGAUAAUCCUGCUCCAGAAGUCCCUCGCAAUAUGGACUUUCCUUCGAUUGACGAUCCAGCUCCAGGAGUCUCUCGCAAUAAGGAGUUACCUCCAAAGGAUAAGGCUGCUCUAGGUGUAAGUACUCGUAAACGAAAAGCCAAAACAAGUAUCCGAAAUGUUGAUUACAUGUCUGAUGAAGAUUUUUCCACUUUAUUCUGUCUUGGUGAAGAGAAUGGCGCAGUUGAUUCUGACAAAUGGGUAGGAUCUGACACGUCAAACAGUGACGAAGAAGAAGACCAGUCAAAUAAGAAAAAAAGAGGAAAAAAUAAGAAAAAGAAGCGGAAAGAGUCAAGUAAGAAUAAAAACAGGGAAUUGCUUGAAAAUAAUACUGAAGAAAAUUUGGAUGCAGAAAACGAGAACGUAGGAGAAAAAGGUUUAAAAAGAGUGAAGAAAAACACGAGAAAGGAAAGGGCUCUUUCGAAACAAACAGGAAAAGAAUACGUAAGAAAAAAUGGUCAAUUAGUGCCAGAAAAAUCAAUUCAACCUAAUCCAUGUAAGGGUAAGAAAUGUGGGAACAAUUGUGAAAACGUAACCGAAGAAAAAAGGCAACAAGUAUUUAAACAUUUUUGGUCGCUUACCCCUGAACGCCGUAGAGACUGGUUGUUUGGCAUGACUGACAAAGGAAACGUUAAACGUAAACGUAGUAGUUCAGAAUUGCGCAGUUACACAUAUAAGUAUUGCAUUACUGAUGGUGAAGGAAAAAGAUCUGUAUGCUUACAGUUUUUGGCAGCAACAUUAGAUAUUUCACAAAAGUGUAUAUAUUACACGGUAAAAAAUGCUUCCUCGGGAAGUGCUAAAGAAGACUUGCGAGGAAAAUGUGAACCACACAACAAAACCAAACCUAGUACUAAAGAGUCUGCCGUCAAUUUCAUCAAAAGCCUACCAGCCGUCCCCUCUCAUUAUUGCCGUCAUGAUUCUACCCGGGUUUACUUGCCGCAGGAAUACAAAAAUAUUGCACACGUAUACAGCGCUUACAAAGAACGCAACGUGAAAGCUGGCAUAGACAUAGUUAGUGAAAAGAUUUUCCGAAAAAUAUUUAGCGAAGAAUUUAAUAUAUCAUUUCAUGUCCCUAAAAAAGACAAGUGCCUGAAAUGUUUACAGUUGCAACAAGCAGAUCUCAGCGACCCAAAAAAAAAGAAAGAAAGAAAAGGAAGAUCAUGA